CUGCUCUCAGCAUGGACCCGUGUGUUUCCAACCAGCGCCCAACCCAUGGACCGAACUCAAACACGGAAUUCUAUGUGAAAGAAAAUGGUUUUAUUUAACAGCGUCGUCUUCGCUACUUAUCAAGAAGAACGAGAGAAAGAGUUUAAAGAGUUCCCCGAAGUUACCGAAGCGUAGUUAAAGGUGUAAAACACAAAAGACGGGACUAACCGCAGUGUCUGAAGUGAACGCUGCAACAAGACUCCAGUGCCAUGAAGCUGAAUCCCCAACAAGCUCCAUUAUAUGGAGAGUGUGUGUUGACCGUUCACCUGGAGGAUGAUGAUGUGUGUCGUGCUGAGGAUGACGAAGAGAAGGUGGAGUUUUACCUUUUAUUCUCAGGAUCUACUCAAAGACAUCUGACCAGCACGCUGCGAGUCAGCCACGUCACCCUGCAGGCGGUGUGUCCAGCCCAUAAUGUGUGUGAGCAGGUAUUGGUGACGUUAUGUUGGGUUCAUCCUGAUGGAGCAGUCGACUCGCGCUCUCAGGAGACCUUCUGCUUCGUACAGGACUUGGCUCUCGACAUGGCCCACUUCUUGCUUGACAGCAUAGCUCCACAGGAAGCAUUACUAUUGGAUGAUGAGCAGGAGUGUGAGCGGUUGGACAAUAGCCUGGCUCUGGCCCUGAGACACCUGAGGACUGGACCAGGGACGCACAGACACAGUGGCAUGGAUGGACACGGCCCUGAGUCACAUGAGGAAAUGAGCACAGAUGUGUCCACCGCCGAGCCUCAGACCCAGCAGCUCUCCAGCCUGCUGCACCUGGCAGCCAGUCACGGUCUGCGGACGGUGGCUGCUUUCCUCCUGCAGCAGCCGGGAGCCAGCCGGGCUCUGAGGACCCCCAACGCCCGGGGGCUGACUGCAGCCUGUGUGGCGCAGAGCAGAGGACACGAGCAGCUGCUGGAGCUCUUCACUCAGUUUGAGACGUCUUCAACUGUCCAAGUGGAACCUAAAGAGCUGCAGCACUUUUACCCACGAGGCCGAGUGUUUCAGCAGCACCUGACUCUCGGUACCUUCACCCUAACAUUCCCUAGAAGAGAGGAGGGGGCGGAGACACGGAGCAGCUGCUUACAGGAGGAGGUGGAGGAGCUGAGGAGACAUAUUCGUGUUCACGGGGACAAGAAGGGAAGCGUUGCAGCGACACAUGUGGUUCCGCAGCCGUGCUCUAACGGCCUGUCUGCGGUAACCAUAGAGACCUGUUGCACAACAACAGAGGAAGGGGGAAGUCUGCCGUCAUUGGAGCAGAGAGCACAUAGGGAGGACUCUGGCGCUGUCACUCACACAUCCUGUACCAGUGCAAGACUUUGUCAGGGGCAGGAAGCAGGGGGGGGACAGAAGGGAUGCCCGGCUGCCAUCUCUCCUGCAGGACGCUACAGGAAAAACAAAAAGAGAACUAGAAAAAACACGAGACCCGCUGCAGAAUCUCCAGGAAAUAACACAAGCACCCCAGAGGCCAAUAGAGGGAGCGCAGCGCAGCUCGCAACAGGAAGUAGAACCAACACGGAUGGACCUAUUUCACCCAGAGGACCAGAGGUGGCAUCAGUGAAAGCUGACACCAAAGCAGAAGAGACUCCAUUACCCACAAAGCCAGAGUCUGGGCCAGGUGGGGAUAGGAAGUGUGCUGGCAGGAAAGCAGUGGCCUUGCCCACCACCGACACCAACGUAGAAAAACAGGAAACAGAGAAGUGGGAAGCUGAGCCACGGACAUGUGAGUGUGUUGUAGAGACAGGAGCACUGACAGAGCGGGGGGGCACUGGAUGUCUCCCAGCAGGAGAGGCUGAAGUGAACCCUGCUCCGGAAUCAGCUGCAGUAGCCAUGGGUCAGGAACAAUCCCAGGAUCCCCAGGAAAGCCUGGCAGACGCUGGGGAGCCAGGCCAACCUGACACUGUGAACAACAGUCCUCAAUCUGGCAGGAAUACCAGCCCCAAGUCCCCGGACACAGAGAGAAAGCCCCGAAGAGGGCUGUGGCGGGAUGGAGGCUGGAUGGGAAGCAGAAUGGGAUCCCCUCCUCAAGAAACCCUAGCACAAUCUGUCUGGUAUCAGGGUGAAGACCAGGGUGCUGAUGAAGACUGUCACAGAGAGGAAGAGAAAUCCCAGUCAGUUUGGUAUGACAGUGACACACCAGAUCAGAGCAAACAAGAACAGCUGGAGCAGGGAAUGAGGGAGCAGAAAGAAUGUGAUUUUGGCUCGGCCCAAGCUUCUGGUCUUAGUUCUCCACAGCUGUUAGAUCAGGGACUGACUUUUCAUCAACUGUCCUCUGCUCUUAGUCAGCCACAUGCUGCUGGAACACAGCCAGCACUGUCACAUGGGCCCGGGGCACAAAGACGGGAAGUGCACGGAUCACAGCGAGAGGAGGAAGUAGGGCUGGAGUGGAAGGAGGGAGGAGUGGAGGGGGACGGAGAGGAGGUUAGUAACAGAGACACUAGUCACAGCAGAAAGGGCUCUGAAACGGCAGACGUUGAGGAGGGAGAAGAGAAGCAAGAGAAAGGAGCAAAGGGCAGAAAAAAGAGGAGGAAGAAGAGGGGGAAGAGAGGAGGCGGGGAGGCCAAACUUAGCUCCAGCUCAAGCAUAGACUCUCAAAGUCAGAGAGAACAAGUGACAAAGUCAGAGAAAGAGUCCGAGGAUAAAACAGGAAGUGGAGAGAACGCUAUGCAUCUACCCAGCCAGACGGAGGGCCAGACUAGGGCCGCUCAUGCGCCCGACUGUGAUGUCACCAACUCGGACUGUACCGGUACGACUCCGGAGUGUAUUCCCGCAGACCGGACAACAGAUCUGACGGCUUCACAGACUCUACAAACAGAAGGGGAUGACAUCAUGAGCGUUCACGGACCUGAUCACUUUAGCACUACUGUCCCUGCUUCAGAGCUCAGUGAGGCGGACAUCAGGGAUGCCGAGGUAGAGGAAAUUACAAGUGCGCAACCAGUCGGAACGGAAAUACUUAAGCCUACAGAGCUGGUAUCAAACGGGCUCGCCGAGUUGCUCAAACAAACGUUGGAUUAUAUGGAUGUAAAGGCGGCGUCGGGAAACAAAGAUUUGACGGUUGAUGGUGAAGAUGAAUCCGUGGAGCAGACGGUUGUGGUGGAAUCUAACUGUUUUAAGGAACCGUCUGUCAAACUUUCAGUUCCUGCUGAAUUCACAGAGGAACUUGUGGAAUUUCCUGAGCAGAAAUCACAGCAUGUAGAAUCUGUAGGACCCUUCAUGGAAUCUGUGCGUCCUACAGAAGCUGCUGGUGUGCCAUUUGAAGGUACAGCGGAUGUUUUACCACUUGAAAUAGAGGAAGGAAGUGCUCAGACAACUGUGAGGGAAAUUUUAGUGCAUUGUUUGGCCUCUGAGAUGCUGAGAGAUCAGCAGCACGGGGAGGGAAAGAGCAACGAGCUGUGUGUGGGUGAAGAGGAAGCAAGUCAGGAAAGGAGUCAAGAAGAUGACGGCGGGACGGUUAAUGCCAAGGAGCUGUCUCACGUGGACAGAGAAAAAGAGCAGAGCAUCAAUGAAAUCAUAGCAGCCACAGCGGUAGCAGUUGUAGCUGUAGCAAUAGCAUCAGCUAUGGCUAGCAUAGAGCUAAGCCAACAGAUAUCAGAGGAUUUACUGAAGCUGAGGAACAAAGACGAGGAAACCUGUGAACUGGUAGCAGCUGAGACAGAAAAGCAUUCAAACACUGAGCCUACAGAUCAGUUCCCCUCUACAGGAGCUAAUGUGGAAGCUAACCAGGACUGUGUGGAGUUGCAGUGUAAUGCUGAGACAGAAAGGCUAGCAGCAGCACAGCUGGCUAGCAGGCAGCAGGCUAACCUUGACCUGUCAGCACUUGCAGACACUCCCAGUCUACCACAACUCCACAAAGAGGAAUUCCAAAGGGAGAGUACGCUUAACGAAGCCUUUACAUGUUCACCACCCGAAGGAGAAGGCAGCCUGCUGCCCGUUGAUGUGAAACCUCUGCAGGAAAAGAUUAGCAAUGAAGUAGACAUCCAAGGUCAGAUAGAACUCCCUGGUUUGGUUCCCGAAAAGAAAGAUCCCUUCUGCGCUGAUUCUGAGGACAGUCUCGGAGAAAACCAGGAUCAGUCCAUCUGUCAGGAGGAGAGGGGGACACAACAUCAGCUUUUAGAAUCCAUCACUGAGGCUGAAUGCAGUCAUUCACAAGAGAGUGAGGAAAGGGAGAAUGGUGAGCAAGCUUCCAAGGAAAUGUCAGAACCUGAGCUGGAUGGUCAGGUCCAAACAGCGUGUGAAGCAGGCAUUUUGCCAUGUCCUGUUACCUCCUGUCCCGGUCCAGAGGAGCUCACUUCCCCUGUGGAAACAGACCAGUCAUCCCAGUCUUUAGCCGACAUGACCUUUCUCCCUGCCAUCCCUCUCGAUGCCGGCAUUGGUACGUUCCAGAGCGAAGGCCAUGAGUGCGUUGCUUUGAAUGUUGCUGAGGUUUGCGUGUUUCAAGGGGAGGACACUCUGGAUACAGUGGACGGAUGGAAGGAGAGAGAAAACAUGAAGAUGAUGAGGAAAGACAUGGUCUCAGUGGACGACACACCCCGGACAGCAGAAGAAGAAGAAGUAGAAGAAGAAGAAGAAGAAGAAGAGUGUCGGCAGGGCCGUAGCGAACCAGACGACACACACACUCUGCAGAUCCAGAGGGAGAGCGAUGUUUUCUGCCCUGAACCCAGCACAGUGUCAACAUGCACAGACCUGCAUCCAGAAAAAGAGCAGCGCGUGUCGCAGUGUCUGUUGCACAAAGACGGUGGGAAAUUCAGUGCACCAUCGGAUGACAGCAUCUUUAAAAGGCCUAAGGAUCCUCCCCCCCGGGUUGGACACUCGGACAGAGGGGUGCGUGUCUCCCGAUCCUCCACACACGAUGCCUUGACACAGGAAGCCUACAGCCCCAGUGAGGGGUCUUUGUCAGGGGGCGCACCUGACGCCGUGACCCCACGCAGCUCCAGACUGUCCUGGAAGUCAGAGACAGAGGACAGAGGAGGAGGAAUGGGUGAAAGAGGACUACAAGAAGAGGAAGAAGAGAAGAAAGACCAGCUCUCAGAAAAUCCUGUGUACUCUGCCAUCUCCCGAGCCUCCGCCCGCUCCCUGUCACCACUCCGACGCCACAGCUGGGAGCCGGGCAGGGACAACACCCCUGCAGAUCUGGACAUGGCACAGCGCAGCUCGAUGAAGAGUCUGUCAGGGGAGAUGAAGAGAGCCAAGCCCCCCCUCCACAGGAGAAGUAUCAGUUGGUGUCCAUCCAACCUGCGCACCCCCGAUCAGGAGCAAAUAGACAACAGAAGCUACAGCCUGGAGGGUUUGGAGGGGGAGAAGGGAGAGCUGCAGGCUCAGUGCCCCCCCCUCAGUGAGCAGCAGGGGGGAGCAGCAGGGAGGAGUGUGAGAGUGGACCUGGAGAGGAGAGGCUCCCUGCUGUCCCUCACUGAGGAGGAGCAGGAAGGGGAGCACACAUACUGCCAGCCUCAUCCGGUGCUGUCAGUGACCAACAGCUGUCCCGCCAUGUUCCCGCCUCCAUUGCUCACCAAAUCCAUCUCCAUGGUUACCAUCAGUCAGCGUGAGAUAGAUGGCGGGAGCUCCUUCUGCACCAACUCCGGCUCACUGGAGUACAGUAUUUCAGAGGAGGAGCCGGGCCCCCUACGCAGCGACACUGAGGGGAAAGGAGGACCUAAAAUCAGCCGCACGUUCAGCUACCUCCGCAGCAAGAUGAGCAAGAAAGGGAAGGAAAAAGAGAAGGAGAAGAAAGGAGAGAAGGAGCGGGAGAUCAAAGAGAAAGAGAAGAAGAGCACAAACGGUCACCUCUUCCUCCCCGUCAGUCCCGGUGCCUCCUCCUGCUGUCAGCACUGCUCCAAACCUCUGCACAACAAAGACACGUUCCUAUGCAACAACUGUGGAGCCCACGUCCAUAAGAGCUGCAGAGAGAGUCUGUCUGUCUGCACAAAGAGCAAAACAAAGCCAUCCCCGGUGCCGGACACUGCUCCUGGAUCAGCUGUUAACUUUAGGAGUAAAUCUACAUCUUCAGCAUCGUCCAUAUCAUCGGCAUCCUCGUCAUCGUCACGGGAACGCUGGUCCACGGCAACCACUCCUGAUGACCAGCUCCCCAUGUUGUUUGCACGGAGACACAACAGUAUCUUUAGCCAGCACAGCAACCUGUCCAAGAGCAUCUCCACCAGCAACAUAGCAGGGCUAGACGUUGAGGUUCCACUGAAAGGCCUGAAGUCUCUGUCCCAGUCCACCGACUCGCUCAAUAAGGGGAGCAAAGUCAACGCCUCUACUGAGUCCCUCACUGAUGAAGGUACUGAGAUGAUGGACAAUCAGCUGAUGGGAGAGUUUGAGUGGGACCUCAAAGAUCUAGAAGCUGACUCUUGGAGCGGCACGAUGGAUAAGAAGUUCUUGAAAACGUUGAAGAAAGAUGAAAUCAAGAAACAAGACGUCAUCUAUGAGCUGUACCAGACCGAGUUCCACCAUGUGAGGACUCUGAAGAUCAUGUCUGAGGUGUACUAUAAAGGCCUGCACAAGGACCUGCAGCUGGACACUAACAUUUUGGACAAGAUUUUCCCUGUUUUGGACGACCUGUUGGAAACGCACACACAUUUCCUCACCCUGCUCCUGGAAAGGAAGAAAGCUUUGUCCACCCAGGGAGAGAGCAGCAGCAACUUUCUGAUCUGCAGCAUAGGGGACAUGCUGCUCAACCAGUUCUCAGGCUUCAGUGCUGAUCGCAUGAAGAAGGUUUAUGGGAAGUUCUGCAGUCGCCACAGUGAAGCGGUCAACCUCUACAAAGACCUGCACGCCAAAGACAAACGCUUCCAAGGCUUCAUCAAGAAAACAAUGAGCAGCAGCAUAGUGCGGAGGCUCAGUAUUCCAGAAUGUAUUCUGUUGGUCACUCAGAGGAUCACCAAAUAUCCCGUCCUCAUCCAGAGGAUACUGCAGCACACUAAAGACUCUGAUGAUGACCACAUCUCUGUGUGUGAAGCUCUGCGCUGUGUGAAGGAGCUCAUCACGGCUGUGGACAGCAAAGUGAACGAGCACGGGAAGAAGCAGAGGCUGAAGGAAGUCUACAGCCGCACUGACAGUAAGUCCAUCAUGAGGAUGAAGAGUGGCCAGAUGUUUGCUAAAGAGGACCUGACGAGAGGCAGGAAACUGCUGCAUGACGGAUCGCUGCAGCUGAAAAACACUGCCGGGAGACUCAAAGAUGUCCAGGCCAUGCUCCUGUCUGACGUGUUGGUGUUUCUUCAGGAAAAAGACCAGAAAUAUGUCUUUGCCUCAUUGGACCAGCGCUCUACAGUCAUCUCGUUGCAGAGUCUCAUCGUCAGGGAGGUGGCUAACGAGGAGCGGGGGCUCUUCCUCAUCACAGCCGGGAUAGAGAGGCCGGAGAUGGUGGAGGUGUUGGCCAGCAGCAAGGAUGAGAGAAACACAUGGAGGGCUUUAAUACAGGAUGCAAUGCACUGCAUGGAGAAAGAGGAAGACGAGGGAGUCCCCAGUGAGAACGAGGAAGACAGGAAGCAGCAGGAGAGCAGAGCGAAGGAGAUCAGAGAGCUUCUGCGCAGGAAGGACGAGCAGAUCAUCUCUCUGCUGGAGGAGAAGGUGCACAUCUUCAGAGACCUGGGCGACUGUAGCUCCGCCCCUGAUGGCAACCCACCGGUCAGGGAACGCAUGUUAUUCAUGGCGACUCCUGAUGAUGUCACGAAGGGGGAGCCAAUAAUAAAGGACGCCCUGAGAGAAGUGGAGAGCCUGCACGCUGUGGUCAGCAGCGGUGUGGGGGGAGCAGGCUGCAGUGCUCCUGUCGGCCUGACAGGGGGCGGUGUGGGACCGGUGUGUCUGCCCAGGAGAGCGGAGACGUUCGGAGGCUUCGACAGUCACCAGAUGAACAGCAGCAAGAAUGGAGAGAGAGAAGAGGGGGAUGAGUCGCUGGACCUCCGCAGGACUGAGUCAGACAGCGUGUUGAAGAAGGGAGCCACUGCCAGCCUACAGAUGAUGCUGAAGAGAAACAAUGAGCAGGUGCAGCACAGUGUGACGCAUCUCCACGACCUGCUGAUCUCCCUACAGGCCGUGGUGGUGCAGCAGGACUCCUUCAUCGAGGACCAGCGGCAGACCCUGAACGAGCGGCUGGUGGCCAACUCCUCCAGACACUCGUCGUGUUCCUCCCUCUCCUCUUCUUCCUCCUCCCGGCCCUCCUCCCUCAUCGAGCAGGAGAAACACAGGAGUCUGGAGAGGCAGCGCCAGGAGGCGGCCACCCUGCAGAAACAGCAGGCUGCACACCAGGAAGAGAAGAGGAAGAGAGAGAAGGCCUGGGAGAUGAAGGAGAGAUGUCUGGCAGAGCGGGAGGAGAGGCUGCAGGCGGAGGAGGAGCAGAGCAGGAAGCGGAACCAGGAUCUGGCAGAGGAGGCGGAGAUGCUGCAGCGGAAGAAAGAGGAGUACCAGGGGGAGCUGGAGAGGCUGAGAGAGGCGCAGAGGAGGCUGGACAGAGACAAGGAGGCACUGAAGAGAGACACUGAGCGACUGGAGGACCUGCAGAGAGAAGAGUCGGAGCAGCUUCAGAGGUACCAGCGGACCCCCUCCACCACCUCUGAAGACUCCAUGAGGUCCCACAGCACCUGGUCUCUGGAUCUAGAUUCAAAAGAGGCAGCAGAACAGCUUAAAGGGGUGGAGCUCUCAUCUUCGGCCCCCACCAAAGAACCUUUCCUCCGCAUCGGAUCCAAGAGGAUGGGCAAACACUUCAACCCCUUCGCCUCGUCCUCCUCCUCUAAGCCUCAGGGAGCAGAGAAGGAGUCCCAGCUGCCCAGACUGCUUCAGCUGACCAAACCCAAAGAGAAGAAAGACAAGAGGAAGAAGAAGGGCAAAGGAGAGCAGAGUCCAACGGAAAGCAAAGUUGCAGUGAUGUCGGACCCUCAGAAUGAUGGAGACAUCUUUUUCUGCUGAGAACCUGGACCACCAUGCACCUUACUGAGGAGCCACUCUGCAGGCCCCCUAUCCCUCUAUUUGGAUUUUAAAUAUCCGCCUGUCAGACACAAUGGACAGUCUGACUUACCUGCAUGUGUCCCAGGUAAAUAGAAGGAGCCUAGCCUCCUUCUCCAGGGGACACCAGAGGACAUGAUGGUGAGCCGAUGACUGUAAUUCACAAGUGCCAACCAUUUCCUCUACAAGCUUCCAUCAGUUAGAGGUGUGAUGCAAAGCCAUGGAUCAAUGUGAGGACACCAAUGGAAAAUGUCAUGUGAUAGACCAAGUCACAGGGUUCCUCAAGGCUUUCAAUUGUAGCUUUAACACAAACCAACUCUAGAGUGGUGCAGGGAUGAUGUGUUUUUGUAGGCCAACCCGGAAGUUAGCAUCGCAAGGGCUCCCUCGACAAAAGCUAAUGGGAUUUUUCCAUUUGACUUUUGAUUAUUACAGAACAUCUGUUCAGCAGGAAAAUCUCCACAUAUUCAUCUUUUACCACUACCUUUAAAGCGUAAAUGCAACCGCGAAAAGUACAAAAAGCUAAUGUUAGGUUACCACCGCUAAGCUAAAGGCGGCUAACUAUGACGUUAAGUAGCCACUUUUUUAGCAACCUUUGUUUUUAGCAGCUUCAGUAAGUGGUGUAUUUAAUGAUGUAUUUUAUGUCGUUGAGCAAAAUUUGAAAAUGUCUUAAGCAGGUGUUAACUUUAUUCAGACUUCUAAACACGUUAAAAAAAUGGUUGACUUCGAGACACAUCAUGUAUUGAUUAUUAUUUCUUACAAUUGUUAAGAUGCUAACUAAUUGCCGGGUUAUAGGGCUCAUUCCUGCACCGCUCUAUGAGCGCCAUUUCUUUCAAGUGUCGCUAAUGUUAACUUUGAAUGUUUGUGGUGCUAGCGACUCCUCAGCUACAGUGAAGUUCCACAGGCUGAACUUUUAUCUAAAGUGUUAUUUGUGUGUCACCACAUUUGCUUUAACUCCAGUUUUAUCAGUCAAACUGUCAGAUAUGAGGGAGUAACAGUCGCCACACCACAUGGUGCACCAGCCUCAUUGCUCACUGUCCACAGACAAUCAACCAUGACAGAUCAGUCACAGAGGGAAUGCUUUUAGUGCCUUACAUCUGAUAUCUAGGUAUAGAUAUAGUCUGCGAUGACUCAUGCUCAAAGUGUACGUUCUCAGAUAAUCACCUGCAAUAUGUACACAUCCAUCCUGUGGGAUAGGUGGUGUAUGAAUUUUGCUCCGUGUGAGCCCUGCAGAAGUAUCAGUGCUCAGCUUUAAUCGUCUCAGUGUGACAAUCAGCUCAACAGGAUCAGGAAUACAAAGAUUUUAACAUGCACUUUAUAUACAUGAGUAUUUUCUUCUGUCAUUUCCUAAUUAUUGAAUCAGAAUUGUUUAAGUAAUCUGGUACUUAUUACAGGGAAAAUGGGAAGCUCCUUGAAAGUCUGACAUCACAGUGUGUGUGUGUGUGUGUGUGUGUGUGUGUGUGUGUGUGUGUGUGUGUGUGUGUGUGUGUGUGUGUGUGUGUGUGUGUGUGUGUGUGUGUGUGUGUGUGUGUGUGUGUGUGUGUGUGUGUGUGUGUGUGUGUGUGUGUGUGUGUGUGUGUGUGAACGGGAGAAUGUUGGCUUGUGUUGUUAAGCGCUUUUUAAAUUAAACAUUUUAUUGUCUCUCUGUCGGAGCCCUCAAAGUCCUUAAAGAUUCUAUUUUUUAUUUUGCGCUCCUAAAUGAGUAUCUGUCAGGACUUCAGGGGCUCUGUCCUGUAUGAAUGCUUGCUUCUACGUUUCAUUUUCACAUUUCUAAAAGUCCAUUUAAUUCAAAGUAAUUAUUAAGAAGUGUACCAAUUGGACAAUGGUUUCCCGAUUAGUUUGACACUGUUAUUUGUAGUAAAAGCCCCACUAAAAGACCAUUUGGAGAUGGCAGAAUUGUUAGCAUUACUUGUAUAAUCAGUAUUAAAAGUACUUCCUAUUGAAGUGUACUUUUAGAGGAUGUAUAAUGAGAUGAUAUGAAGAUAUCAUGGUAUUGUUUUUUUAACUUCUGCAGUCACAAUGAAUGAUUCCAGCACAUUUGAAUGAAAAACCAGCUAUAUGAGUUUGUAGUUGUGUUUUACACCACAUUUUAAAGGUGUCAUCAGUUUAUAAAACAAAAUCCGUUGAGUAGCUCCUUGGUGAGCUUUUGACCACCACGCAGUCAGUAUUGCAAGGCCUCCCUCAGAUUUUUCCAUUGGAUAUUGGACUAUUGCAGGGAAUAGGAUCUAUGGCAAACACAUGUUUAUGAUACUUUAUGCUCUUUCAGCACGAUAAUCUCCACAUAGUAAUACCACAUUAUGAGUUUUGAAGCGUAAAUGCAAUCGACAGAAAUAAAAAGCUAAAGUUAGGCAGUAAAAUAACUCACAGUCAUAUGUCUUCACGCCACAUUCGCUAAGCUAAAUGUGGCUAAUUUUAGGCGGGAAUUAAUUCAGCUGUCUUAUUUAGACAUUUAGAAGUUUUUAUGACAUUCACCAGUAGGGGUAUUUACUGACGUUUUUAAUGUCGUAAAGAAAAAUAAUGUGAGCAUUUCUUUAGCUUGUUUUAACCACAGACCUUAUUUCAGGCUUCUAACCUAAAGCACAUUCAAAAGAAUCGAUGACUCUGACACACGGGAAUCCUAAGUGGUAAAAAAGUACUAAAUUCAGGGUUUUAGGACUCAUUACUGCACCACUCUACAUCAACUGUUUUAAAAGUAUUUAAAUGGGAGACUUAUCACUUAUCCCUGUAUUUUGUUAAGACGUCAUGAAAGAACAAUAUCUAAACUCACUGUCACACCACUAAAUACCACUUUUUAAAGACCGACAGUCACUAACUGCUGGAAAUCAUACAGUAGACCGUCAUGUAGUCACUGGAGACUUUAUACCACUUUAUUUCUUAUUUCUGGUUUUCUGAUUCACUUUCAUUGGUCAUGUUUGUUUUUACUGUUGUUCAUCUGUUUUACUUUCACACCCUUCAGGAGACGAGUUUAGUCCUCUUCCUUUACCUAAGGGUAUUUUAUUUUGAAAGAAGAAUCACUUAGAUUCUUUGGGAAAGAGUCACCAUGUAUGUCAAUAUUCACACCCAGCCAUCACUUAAAAAGUAACAGUCUAAAGGCCAGGUUUGUUCUAUAGUGAAACUUGUCAUACUUUUAUUUAGACGUGUUCUGAUGGGUGUUUAAAAUUUUACCGGAAAGACACAUUUGGACGAAUUUGAUUUUCAGUGAAAUGAGGAUAACAAGAAAUAUUUUUUAAAGUUUCUCUUACAAGAGCAGAUACUUUAUCCUCCUUAUAAUCCCUAUGCAUUGAACUUUUAAAACCAAGUUGAGCUCUCUUAAUUCCUACCCUUUACCCCGAAUCCUUCUUCUUAAUCCAAACAGCCCUGCAGGUGCUGAUAACACACCGACACACACUCCUCCACAAUAACAUCUCUUAGCUUUACACCACAUUGAUUUUCUCCUCCUAUUCUCUGCAGAGAAGCGUUUCAUAGGAAGCAGCAGACUGGAGAAUAAUAUUUCAUCCUGCUGCUGAGAGGAGCACAAUUCUCCUGAAACUGAGAGGACAGGAGACCAUCUCACUUUCACUCUCUACUCACUGCAGUCCUCCUUCUUCCUCCUACUCCUCCUACGCUUCCUCCACUUUAAUUUUCUUAAUUCCUUUAUAUCCGCCUUUUCGUCCUUUCCUUUUGUCCUUCUACUCUACUGAGAUCAUUUCCUCUCUUCCUAUUUUUUCCUCCCCCUCCACCUACCUUUCCCUCUCUCCUCCUUCACUUCCUUCUCCCCUCCUACAACAUCGCCAUCCCUCUCCUCCUCUCUCAAUCUCUUCUCUCCUCUCCUCCUUCUCCCUUCCUCCUCUCAUGAUCUCCUCCCUCUUUUUCUCUCCUACUAUUGUCCUCCUCUCAUCCUACCCCCCUCUCCUACUCUAAUCUUUCACCUCCUUCUCUCCCUUUAACUUCCCCUCCUCUCUCCUCUUUUUACCCCUGAUCCCCUCCUCUCCUUUCUUCUAAUCUCUUCUCCCUACCCCUCCUCUCAGCAGUAGGUUUGCUUCAGAAGCAAACACACAGCCAUGUUUCUUUAGAGACGUGUUCAUACUCAUGGAGAAAAUCCUACAUUUCCCUUCAGAUUUACAUCAAAACCAGUCUCUUCCACCACAAUAUAAUUAUACAGCAUCAAACAGCUUCAAUAGGACCUCAAUGAGACAUGGUGUGUACUUAGUGCCUUAACGGUUUUGUUCACCAGUGACAGAUCUGCUUGAAAAAGAAAAGUCAGAAAUAAACCAGUCAGAACAAAAGGAUUAUCUGCCUAAAAACAAAACUUAAAGAAAGCGACAGACGUAGAACAACAACCUACUGUAGCUUUCAAGCUAAAGCUAAUGCUACUUUGUGGUGUCAUGCCUUGACUUGCUAAACUAGUUUUUAAACAGACUCCACUGGAGAAAACUUGAUAUCAGUUUGAAGACUAAAGAGCUGAGGAGCUAGCUGUGACUUCAAAUGUACCAGUUUACAUGCUAAACUAUGUAGACGUUUUUCUUAAAUGCCACUGGCUGUCGCUAGCUUUUAAGCUAGCUGCAGCAUUUUUUGAGGUCUAGGCUAAAAGGAGCAUUUCUGGGGGUUUUUUCCCCCUAAUUCUGGUGAUACAAAUAUGAACAACUGUAAAAUGUUCCAUGCAAAAAGAAGCAGAAGGAUAUGAUUUAAUGUGGAUUAAAAUACAGACUUAGCCUUUGAGCAGUAGUUGACAUAUUGUGAGUGAAGAUCUUUCACAAUUUAGAGAGAAAUGUCCAAUACGUUUUUUAAACCCUGUUUAAUUUAUUCAUUGGCAUGCUUUAUGUGUUGGACCAGGAUGUGCCACAAGUCAUUCUAUGACUAUUGAAUGAUUAUGUUUCGAAUACCUACAGAAACAUGGUGUUUGUCACAUUUGUAGUAGUGCUUUUUGUAAAUUAAAACAUCCUCAGAUGUCAGAAAUUUUAGAAAGACUAACAAGAACAUAAUCCCAAUCUAUUCCCCUUCUUAAAAAAAAAUAAACAUGGUGUUCUGUCAUUUAAUAAAACAUCUAUUAUUUAGAUUUUGGUGAGGCCCUCUUAGCAUAGAUCACAGCAGCACUACCAGGUGGUAGCAGCUAGAAUCCUGCUGAGAGGAGGAGAUUAGUUUAAACACCAAUAAAGAUUUAUCAUCCGGCAAAGUAAAGUCCUUCAGGGUUUCAUCAUCUGUCAUUUCAAUGAGUGGAAAUUAGUUUAGUUCUGGGAUGUGGGGCUGUAGUUUCCCUUGUACAGUUAUACAGCUCAACACACAAUCUGUAGCUUUUCGAUGCCUGAAACAAAAUAAGCUAAAUCACGGGAAAACAACGUUUGAUCAGAGAGUUUAUGAGGCUGGGACGCCUGGUUCUCUCCUCCGCAGUUACAUCAUUCAGCGUGCACUAGAAAAAAAAAUUAUAUGGAAUUUUACAAACUCACAUUACAGUUUUUGCACUGUGAUCUUUUUGACAUGUAUUUGUACUAAAAAAAAAUGGUACAAAAUGUAUUAUUUUUUCAAUUUAUGCACAAAUAUAAAAAAGGGCAACGCAACAGAUUUUGUAAAUAUGUUUUAUGUACAAAUUUGAACUUCCAAAGUACUGAUAACUGUGGAUUUUGUUUAGUUGAAUUAUGUUUUUUUUAAUUAAUAAUAAAGCUUUAUUUAUCUGUCCUCCCUGUACAGUAAUUUUCUCAAUAAAUAACUAUGGUGUUUGUCAUGUGA
Molecule: messenger RNA, 14654 nt
Organism: Eleginops maclovinus (Patagonian blennie)
Lineage: Eukaryota; Metazoa; Chordata; Actinopteri; Perciformes; Eleginopidae
Gene: akap13b
Product: A-kinase anchoring protein 13
Biological process (GO): regulation of Rho protein signal transduction
Cellular component (GO): plasma membrane
Molecular function (GO): guanyl-nucleotide exchange factor activity
Source: RefSeq, a predicted model, not a curated record